GCCCAAAACCAAAGCCGGAUAUGUUGAAUGUGCACAUUGUGCCCCAUACUCACGACGAUGUCGGUUGGUUGAAAACGUUUGAUCAAUACUAUUACGGCACAAAAUCGUUUCAUCAAAAAGCAAAUGUACAGAAUAUUCUUGAUUCGGUGAUUGAAGCGCUGUUGAGUGAUCCAAACAAGCGAUUUAUUUAUGUGGAAUCGGCAUACUUCUUCAAAUGGUGGAAUGAUCAAACGCCAACACUGAAAGAGCAGGUCAAACAAUUGGUAAACGAAGGACGAUUGGAAUUCAUUGGAGGCGCUUGGAGCAUGAACGAUGAAGCUACAACGCAUUAUCAUAGUACUGUCGACCAAUUUACAUGGGGCUUACGGAGACUGAACGAUACCUUCGGUGAAUGUGGACGUCCAAAAAUUGGAUGGCAAAUCGAUCCAUUUGGCCAUUCAAGAGAAUUUGCAUCACUUCUUGCGCAAAUGGGAUACGAUGGAUUAUUCUUAGGUCGUAUCGAUUAUCAAGACAAAUCCAAGCGACUUGCACUUAAAAAUGCCGAAAUGAUUUGGCAAUCAAGCGCCAAUUUGAAGCAAAAUGACAUAUUUACUGGUGUUUUGUACAAUAUGUAUCAAGCGCCACCAGGAUUCUGUUUCGAUGCCCUAUGCCCUGAUGAUCCAAUCAUCGAUGACAAAAACAGCCCCGAAUACAAUCUGGACCAAAAGAUGAAGUUGUUCUACGAUUUCAUUGAGAAACAAGCUAAAACGACACGUACGAAUAACAUUAUUCUCACGAUGGGAGAUGACUUUGCAUUUAUGGAUGCGGCUUUCGCUUUUUCCAACUUGGAUCGAUUGAUAAAAAACACAAAUAAACGUCAAGCCAAUGGCCAAAAAAUCAAUGCAUUCUAUUCAACUCCGUCGUGCUAUUUGAAAGCAUUGCACGAACAUAAUACUACAUGGCCAACGAAGAGCGAUGAUUUCUUCCCAUACGCUUCCGAUGAACAUUCAUACUGGACGGGCUACUUCACAUCACGGCCAACAUUGAAACGCUUUGAACGAUUCGGAAAUCAUUUCUUACAGGUCUGCAAACAAUUAAGUGUGCUCGCAAAGAACAAAACUGCCAACUUUGAAGAAAAUCUAUCUGUUUUAAGAGAAGCGAUGGGUGUAAUGCAGCAUCAUGACGCAGUGACAGGCACUGAAAAGCAGCAUGUUGCCGCUGACUAUGCUCGUCUGCUACAAAUUGGAAUUGAUAAAUGCAGUGAGAACAUCAAAGAGUCGCUCAAUCAAUUGACAAUUGAUGACGAUAAUUCGGGAACGUCUCAAGACCAAAAGCUUAAAUUCGAUUUCAAAACAUGUCCGGAUUUGAAUAUCAGUUCAUGUGAUGUUUCUGAAAAUAGUGAAAAAUUCAUGGUGACACUCUACAAUCCAUUGGCUCAUUCAACACAUCAAUAUGUUCGAAUUCCUAUAUCUCUCGAUAGCGAAUAUGGGGUGUUUGAUCAUAAAAAUGAAGCCGUGAGCUCACAAAUCGUUUCAAUUCCCAACGAAGCUCGAAUAAUACCCUUUCGAAAAAGUCAGGCAGAGUCAGAGCUCGUUUUUCUGGCCACCGACAUACCACCACUCGGAUAUAAGUCGUAUUUUAUUCAGAGAAAAUCCAUUGAGAAAGAAGCCAAGAAUAGAAAAAUUGACAACAAAAUUGAUGGAUUCGGUGCAUCUACUCGUUUGCAAAACGUUUUAGCUCCCUUCUCAAUCGGAAAUCAAAAUCUCAAAUUGAAUUUUGAUGACGAUGGAAUUUUGGAAUCAGCUGAAAGCGAUGGCGUUCAGAUGGAAGUUCAACAAAACUUCCACUUUUAUAAGGCAUUCGUCGGUUUGAAUUUCCGACCUGACCAACGAUCAUCUGGAGCUUAUAUUUUCCGACCGAAUCAGACUUGGGCUACGUCAAUUGUUUCCCAAGCGCGUGUACGAGUAUUUAGAGGCGAUUUAGUAGAUGAAGUUCAUCAGACCUUUAACGAAUGGUUAAGCCAGGUGAUAAGAAUUUAUAAGAAUGAAACAUACGCCGAGUUCCAGUGGGUUGUUGGGCCAAUUCCAAUUGGUUUCGAAAUUAUCACAAGAUUUGAUACAGAUAUUGAAUCGAAUGGAGUUUUCUACACCGAUUCGAAUGGACGGGAAAUGAUAAAAAGACGACGCAAUCACCGUGAUACAUGGAAUUUGACGUCGUCGGAGCCAACCGCUAGCAAUUACUACCCAAUACCAUCGAAAAUUGUUAUUGAAGACAACACCCGUCGAUUUGCCAUUCUAACCGAUCGCUCACAGGGUGGAAGCAGUUUGGAAGAUGGAUCCAUUGAAUUGAUGGUUCAUCGUCGACUACUACGUGAUGAUUCGUUCGGAGUUAGUGAAGCUUUGAACGAGAUGGCGAAUGGAAAAGGAUUAGUUGCACGAGGUACAAGCUACUUUGUGUUCAGUCCAAAGAAAAAACCAUCUACUCAAGCUAACGAACGGUUUCUUCAGCAACAAGUUCUCCUGCCAAAUUGGUUGUUCUUUAGUAAUGUCAGCCAUCUCAGUUACGAUGUGUGGAGGAAUUCAUAUAAAAAUAUCUUCUCAGGCCUGUCGCUUUCACUCCCCAAAAAUAUUCACUUGCUCACAUUCGAGCCAUGGAAAUCUGACUCGAUUUUGAUUCGUUUUGAGCAUAUUCUAGAGAAGGAUGAAGACAAAGAAUAUUCGGAGGCAGUGACAUUCAACUUCCAAGAUGUGUUCCGGUCGUUUGAUGUGAUAUCGAUUCGUGAAACUACACUCGCAGGUAAUCAAUGGUUGGAAAAGGCAGAACGACUUCAAUUCAUAGCAGAAACAGACAACCAGAGUACCAAUGCUGUGAUAGAUGAUUCAGAUAAAGACUCAGAUGGCACACCAAGUGAAAACUUUCAAAUCACAAUAAACCCAAUGGAAAUUCGAACGUUCGUCGUCGAAAUGAAACGGAAAGCUAUGGACAAUAAUAAACUGAAACAAGUCAAAUCUACACCAUCAACAGCGUAGUAAACAAAACCCUAAUUAUUUUUCCUUAUUUAUUUGUCAACUUAAAAUUUUUAUUUACAAGGCAAAAAAAGACAGAAUUUGUUUUUCUUAACAAUUGGUUUCCUUAAAUUUAAAAUGUUUACGGAUCUGCUUAUUGCUCCUAAAAGACAAUUUAGGUAAUAAAAAAAGAAACAAUUCAAUACGAAUUGAUUUGUGUGUGUGUGUGUUUUUUUUUCUCUCUAUAUUUUAUUUUCAAAUGCCGAUCAUUCGGCAUUUACACAAUAUUCAAGACAUACCCAUGACAUUCAUGAAAUAUAUAUAAUUAAUUAUCGAUUUUUAUUCCAUCGGGUGUUCACUAAAUUUAUUUUAAAUUGUUUAAAAACUACAUAACUUAUGUCGUAGAAAUGUUCUUAUAGAUCCAAUAUUUUGGGUCGUUUGCGGCAUCGUUUCGAUUUGCGUGUGUGGCUGUCGUCGGUGUCUUCGACCGUUGACUCUGGAUCGGUGGUGAGUUCGUUUGUGAAAUCCGUUUCAGUGUCUUCCGAUCGGAAGCUCCUUCGUUCGGUAAUUGGCAACGUGGCGUUUGGUUCAUUGGACGCAUUAUGAAUGGUAUGUUGCGUUGAACUGAGCGCCGUGUGAAUGUUUGCGAAUUGUGUUUGCAUUUCAUUGGUUGUGUCCAAUUCCAUUGGAUGGAUCUCAUUUGUCAGAUCAACCAAUUCGAUGGUUCCUUCACUAUUGACCUUAUUACCAAUAUCCACAAUGGAAACGUACGGGUUUGUUGUCGAUGCAAUUGAGAUGUGUUGCUCUUUUUUACUUUUCCUAACGGACUUCUUGCGCGGCGCUGAGUCUUUGGUGCCUUUUUUUCUGCCACGUUUUUUUGAUGUAUCAAAUAUAUCGAUAGCCGAAUACCGCUGGACCGUGUGUGUUUUUCGUGGGCUAGUUGUUCGAUUUGUUGUUUUCGGUCGCUUUGUAGCGCUGAACGAAAUGCGACGCGUAUGAAAUGACAUGCGUCGCGCACUGAAUGAAAUGCGUCGUAAUGCGGAUGAAAGGGAAGUGAAUGAGGAUAGGGUGAUGUUUGGUUUGAUGUAAGUCUUUCGGGCGAGUAUUGUCGAUGGUGUACUUUGUUGGCUGCUCAUUUCAUUCGUACUGUCAACCAUUUGACCAUUCGAUCGAUUCAUGAAUGUCUGCAGCAUGCUGCUAUCAUUCAAAUUACUAUCACUAUUGAUACUCCUGCUAUUAUUGAUGGACUUAUUGUAAUUGCGACGCUUCAGAAUCGUUGCAAUCUUCUGCGAAUCGAUCAUGGGAAUGCCGAAAAUUUGUGAAAUUCGUCGUGCUUGCAUGGCUCUCAAUGCUGGUGUUUGUGUAUUGAAAAUGGCAUCGAUGGUCAUUUUGAUUGUGUUGCGUCGUCGUGAUCGUUUUGGUUUUGCUGCUGGCACUUUUUCACGUGAUUUCUCAACCGGUUCCGGUUCGGGUGGUUUUUGUUUUGGUUUACGUUCGCGUAGCACUCUCUUUUCAAAGACCACCUCCUCUUCAUUGGGAUCCUUUGGUGGUUUCGGCUGCCUUGGUUUUCUCGGUUGUCGCGGUGCUUUUGGCGGCUUUGGCACGAUUGGAGUGGUUCCUGGUUCUGGCAACGGAUACUUUCGCGGCCGACCACGUUUCCUUUUCACAACCACCUCAGUCGAUCCUAUUUCACUUGCGUUCACACAAGCAAGCGAUUGUACGUGUUCAGUCACAUUUGGUGUAUCGAUCGACGUCGAUGCAAUCGGAGUCGAAGCGGUCGGUGUCGAUGAUGAAUACAUUGGACUACGAAUUCUCGGUGAACCACCCGAUCGAACUGGUGGCAAUUCCGUUGUAUUGAAAAUAUCACGCAAAAAUAGCUCAUCGUCAUUUCUUUCGGUUAGCAAAUAUCGAUCCUUUUUACUGCUGUUAUUCUCUUCGAUCGUUGUAACCGGUGACGGACACCCUGACAAACUGUAUCGUGAUGUUUGUGUGGAUAUAGUUUUCGUUUCCACCAAUCGCCGCGGUCGCCUUGUGUAUGUUUUGAGGUGGAAAUUCGGAUCGAUGCCAUUGGCAAGGAACGUGAGAGGACUAUCAUUUGAUAAGCGUGGCGAUUUAACCUCCUCCGGUUUCGGUGAUUCCGCAGUCGGGCCAUUGCUCCACAGAUCAUUGAAAAUUAAAGCAGCAUCGCGAUCCUUGAACAAUACAUCUUGUUCGGAUUUCGAUAGC
Messenger RNA from Sitodiplosis mosellana (orange wheat blossom midge), 5210 nucleotides. Its product is annotated as lysosomal alpha-mannosidase-like. The record is from RefSeq and is a predicted model, not a curated record. NCBI's taxonomy places the organism in Eukaryota, Metazoa, Arthropoda, Insecta, Diptera, Cecidomyiidae. Bases 21 to 3008 code for a protein of 995 amino acids. Gene Ontology annotation, molecular function: carbohydrate binding; alpha-mannosidase activity. Gene Ontology annotation, biological process: mannose metabolic process. Gene Ontology annotation, cellular component: lysosome. The transcript is spliced from 11 exons.